AUGAAUUCCUAUUUCACAAACCCGUCGUUGUCUUGCCACCUCACCAGUGGUCAAGAGGUCCUGCCCAACGUGGCGAUCAAUUCCUCUGCUUAUGACCCUGUAAGGCAUUUUUCAACUUAUGGAGCAGCGGUUGCUCAAAACAGGAUCUAUUCAUCUCCUUUUUAUUCACCGCAAGAUAAUGUUGUGUUUAGCUCCAGUCGGGGACCAUAUGAUUACGGAUCUAAUGCCUUUUAUCAAGAAAAAGACAUGCUCUCUAGCUGCAGGCAAAAUUCUAUGGGACACAAUACACAAACUUCCAUUGCACAGGAUUUUACAAGUGACCAAAACAGGAGCACAUCCCAGGAACAGAAAACUAGCAUUCAAAUAUACCCGUGGAUGCAGCGCAUGAACUCCCACAGUGGUAAGUUUUACAGCUUGCAGAGAUAAAUUAAAUAAACUGAACCAUCUUUACGACCGUCUCCCUAGCAGAACAGGCUCAGCUACUUUUUAUGGCCCCAUAAAAACAAUAAUAUAGCUUCCUCACAGUUGCCGCUACAGGCCUUUUAUUUGUUAAGUUGUUGCAAGCGAAUAUGGCUUGUUAUGCUCUUUCUAAUUAAAAGACUUCGAGAGUGUAAAAUAUCUAUAAUAAAGUGCAAUCAGCUCUGAUUUUUUUUCCCUUGGAGGGGGUGGUGGAAAUAAGGUGUAGAAUAGAAGUGAUGUGUUUUUGAUUUUUUUUUAAAAAAUGUAUUUUCCCUGAUAGGUGAGAUAGGGCAUUUUUAUUAAGGCAAAAAAAUUGCAAAGUGUCUUGUCCAAUAACAGGUCCAAUAACAGCUGGGGGAUUUAUGAAGUAGCUUGACUUCAUAAUAUAUGGAAGGAGUGUCUAUUCCUAGUAAUUAAAGCAGCAUUGGAGUAAAAUCUAAUUGGAUUUUUUUUUCAAGUUUGCAGAAAUAAUUAAAACAACACAUUCUGAAUCUUUGCAAAUAAGAUAGGAACAUGCUUUCAAUUAGACACCCCCCCCCAAUCCUCCAUGUGUGCUGCAUGAUUUUAAUGGGUAGUAAGACUAAGGCACAGAAUUAAAUUGUGCAGUGGGUUGGGGGGGGGGGAGUUGGUCGGUGGAUGACAAUGAAGACUGAGUGUGGAGGGUGGGGUUGGGGAAAGCCUGGCUGACGGGCUUCGUUGUGUGUCUGUUUUCUUUUAUUUAAGCAUUUUAUUUUCAAAUCUGUUAACUAAUCGUUUUUAGUUUGUUUCGUUUCCGAAUCCAUAGGGGUCGGCUAUGGAGCAGAUCGGAGGAGGGGGCGUCAGAUCUACUCGCGUUACCAGACCCUGGAGCUGGAGAAGGAGUUCCAUUUCAAUCGCUACUUGACGCGGCGAAGGAGGAUUGAGAUCGCCAACGCUCUUUGCCUAACUGAACGCCAGAUCAAGAUCUGGUUUCAAAACAGGAGGAUGAAAUGGAAAAAAGAGAGCAAUUUGAGUUCCACCCUGUCUGGGGGAGGUGGCGCUGGAGCAGCUGCAGAUAGCUUGGGCGCAAAGGAGGAGAAAAGGGAAGAAACAGAAGAGGAGAAACCAAAGGAUUGA
Messenger RNA from Podarcis lilfordi (Lilford's wall lizard), 1554 nucleotides. Lineage: Eukaryota; Metazoa; Chordata; Lepidosauria; Squamata; Lacertidae. The record is from the annotation of a GenBank genome assembly.